Molecule: messenger RNA, 1032 nt
Organism: Ceutorhynchus assimilis (cabbage seed weevil)
Lineage: Eukaryota; Metazoa; Arthropoda; Insecta; Coleoptera; Curculionidae
Source: the annotation of a GenBank genome assembly
AUGGCGUCCUUUGGAGCUUCACAGUUGAAAACCCUUCUAACAUGUGGUUGGGCUUUGACCGAAAAUAAACAACAUAUCAUCGAUUCUACUAGUCAUGUGUUUUCCGAUUACAAAAAGAGAUGGACAGCUCUUCGCGACAAUUUUCGAAAAUGUCUAAAAGCCAGAAAAACUACGAGUGGUCAAGCAAAUAUACCAACAAAAAAGUGGAAAUAUGAAGACAUAAUGUCUUUCAUGAUCCCUUUUUAUGCAGAAAGGACACAAAAAUCAAAUCUUGAAGAAAGCGAAGUACAAGAACAACCUCGUGAACAACGUUUGAAUAUUUCUGAUGAUGAAGUUGAUGCUGAUAUCACGAAUGACAAUGACAAUGCGAUGAAUGACUUCCGUCGACCCCCUCCGCCAACAAUAAUACUAUUCAUUCACAAGUCUACCCCAAUGGCGAAAGUGUUAACCAAUUAUUUUGAAGAAAAGCAAGCCUCAACAGUAAGCAAACAGAGGGAUCAUUUACAAAAAUUUUUUGAUGCCAUGCAAGAAACAGUUAGGACAUUUUCACCACGCCUUCAGAUCGAAAUUAAAUCCAAAAUAUCGAACAUGGUUUCAGAAUAUGAACUAAAGGACCUUAUGAGUAAGGAACUUCCCAAUAUGCCCCCAAAUGGAGUCCGGCAUUCAUCCACUAGAUCAGAAUCAGCUGGUUCUCCUCUGCUUAGUCCAGGAUCAGAAACUUAUCCAAUACAGUGGCAAGUUCAGAUGAGUGAUCCGCCAUAUUCAUCUUCUAAUCAGUCGCCUUCUUCACGUUCUCCUAUUGUAAUUGAAGUAUCUGAAAAUUGUAACUCAUUCCAGAUGCAAGAUCAGUCAAGUUCCAGAAAUGAAAAUUAUACAAUCCAGUGGCAAGAUCAGACGAAUGUACCUGGGUUAAAUUCAAUUGCUGCUCCAGGCUUAUAUUUCGCAAAUUCAAGGUUUCCUUCAAGGUUCACGCAGGAAAAAGAAAAAGCCAAUAAUUCAGAUAUUAAUCGCAAAAAUUAUCAGGAACUAUAA